UCGACUCAAAUAGUUGUCUAACGAAUACCGUUUCGACUCCCCUUCUCCAGAAAAAAGGUCUCGAAACGAGAGUAUGCAAUUUAGGGCUUUAGUUUAGCCACAAGAAGAAACCCACUAAUGGCUUCCAAUAAUGAUGCCAACGACUCUGAAAAGCCACCUUCCUCGCCGAAGAAGAAUGUAUAUAAAGAUCCAGAUGAUGGUCGGCAACGCUUCUUACUUGAAUUGGAAUUCGUUCAAUGCCUCGCUAAUCCCACUUACAUCCACUAUUUAGCGCAGAAUCGAUAUUUUGAAGAUGAAGCAUUUAUUGGGUAUUUGAAGUAUCUCCAGUAUUGGCAACUCCCGGAGUACAUUAAGUUUAUCAUGUAUCCACAUUGCCUUUUCUUUCUCGAGCUUCUCCAAAAUCCCAACUUUCGGAAUGCAAUGGCCCAUCCUGCCAACAAGGAAUUGGCACAUAGGCAGCAGUUCUAUUUUUGGAAGAACUAUCGAAACAACCGAUUGAAGCAUAUCCUUCCAAGGCCUCUUCCUGAACCUAGUGCUGCUCCAUCUAUUCCCACUCCAGUUCCACCUCCACCUGGACCACCUACAACUUUAUCUGCUCCUUCUCCUGGUCCUGUACCUUCUCCAGCAGCUUCAGCACUCUCUCCAAUGCAAUAUGCCAUUCCCUCUGGAUCUGCUUUUCCGAAGAAUGAUCCCAGAAACAGUGGGGUUGAUCGAAGAAAGAGAAAGAAAGAUGGAUGACACUACAUUCAUCUCUGAGCAACUGUGUUGUGCAUGGGAUAAACUAUUGAAGGUACUGAUAUCUUUACACUCUUGGGCUUGACUAGAUUGAGGUACAGUGCGUGUCCAGAUAAUUUCUUCAUCAGUUCUGAAAUUUCAGUAGGGUUCGUGCAAUGAAUAUGUUGUGAUGGUUAUGUAUUUUUCGGGUUUCACAUUUGUGUACAUCUCUACUGGCUGGAGAGAAAGAACUAAAGAAUAUUAUUUGUUAUUCCCAUCUGUUCUCCAUGCUUGUUCAUGUCUCUCAGCGUCAUUCUGUUUUGUUUCCCAAAACUGUUAGUGCUUCUGCUGCAGAUCCAAAAGUUGAUGGUGAAAUAUGCCAAAUAAAUUUUUGUCAAUGAUGAUAAAUGCUGCUUCAUAUCACCUCUCAAAUGAGUACUGAGUGCAAUUUGUUGUUUGUGUAAGCAAAUAUCUGAGCUGCUUGGUUGGACAUUGCUCAUACAGAAAUCUGGUAAUGCACCCAACUUUAGUCCAUUUAACAGCAUAAUACCGAGAAAGCAUGAUUGUACAGAGAAUGGAAACGAGUGAAUAUGAAUGGAUGCAGCACUCUCUUCCUAUUGCUUCUGAAAGCUUGUUAGCUUUUAGGAUCCUGGUUGGAGAGACAAGAUUAUUCAAAUGUGCUGCAAAUAUAAAUUGCCUUCUUGAAACUGGACUCAGGCAAACUUCUGGUUGUGCUUAUUCUCCCUACUUUUUUGGCUUUCCAGUUGUACAGACGUAACAGAGCUGGAGCUAGUGUAACCUUACUCCUAUUUGAAAUCUUUAAUUUUCUCGAUU
Molecule: messenger RNA, 1548 nt
Organism: Coffea eugenioides
Lineage: Eukaryota; Viridiplantae; Streptophyta; Magnoliopsida; Gentianales; Rubiaceae
Product: mediator of RNA polymerase II transcription subunit 31
Exons: 7
Coding region: 118-738 (206 amino acids)
Biological process (GO): regulation of transcription by RNA polymerase II
Cellular component (GO): core mediator complex; mediator complex
Molecular function (GO): transcription coregulator activity
Source: RefSeq, a predicted model, not a curated record